GCCAAAUUUAUGAGUGGCCGCCCGAGUCACGUGACCCUAUUUAAGCCUUCCAUAUUUGGCAAGCGCGCAUAGGGUAAAGAAAGAGCUAUCUCCCCCUAUAAAUUGUGCACGUUGGAGGACAAAACCCCUCAACUUCAAAGAGUCACAAAUCACCCUUAAUCAAAAAGGGCGCAGAAAAAAAAAAACAUUUUUUCCUCCUCCUGCGAGACAUGAGUUCCUACGUAGCCAAUUCAUUCUAUAAGCAAAGUUCUAAUAUUCCUGCAUAUAACGCUCAAACUUAUGGUAACUAUGGAUCGGUAGCCGACGCGCCUUCUUCCAGGUAUUGUUACGGGAGGCUGGAUCUGAGUCUGACUUUCCCAGCGCCUGCUCCUUCCGGCUCUGCCCACGGGCUGGACAUGGCGACCACGGCCAGACCUGCCCCCGAGCGCCCCGCCUGUACCGCGGGCUCAUCACUGCCCGGGGAGGACCCGGCUCCGCUCGGCGCGGGGAUGUACAGACGGAAGGUAGACAGCCCGCCGUUGGAAGAGCCAGCCCCCAGCUCUGGGGGGAUCAAGGAGGAGCAGAGUCCCGCGCUCCAAGCAGGAGGGACCCCCCAGCCGCCUACCCAACCACAAAUCUAUCCAUGGAUGACCAAACUUCAUAUAAGCCACGAAACCGACGGGAAACGUUCGCGCACCAGCUACACCCGCUACCAGACCCUGGAACUGGAGAAGGAGUUUCACUUCAACCGCUACCUGACCCGGCGGCGCCGCAUCGAGAUCGCCAACAAUUUGUGCCUCAACGAGAGGCAGAUCAAGAUAUGGUUCCAGAACCGGCGGAUGAAGUGGAAGAAGGACUCGAAAUUAAAGAGCAAAGAUUCUCUCUAAAGAGCGGGAGGGGAUGGGAAA
This is a messenger RNA of Ornithorhynchus anatinus (platypus), 887 nucleotides long. It is a transcript of the gene HOXC5, whose product is annotated as homeobox C5. The transcript has 2 exons. Gene Ontology annotation, cellular component: nucleus. The record is from RefSeq and is a predicted model, not a curated record. Lineage: Eukaryota; Metazoa; Chordata; Mammalia; Monotremata; Ornithorhynchidae. Gene Ontology annotation, biological process: anterior/posterior pattern specification; regulation of transcription by RNA polymerase II; embryonic skeletal system morphogenesis. Bases 210 to 866 code for a protein of 218 amino acids. Gene Ontology annotation, molecular function: DNA-binding transcription factor activity, RNA polymerase II-specific; RNA polymerase II cis-regulatory region sequence-specific DNA binding.